GAACUUGUCGAGCGUUCCCGCUCUGCACGCCAUCUUCGGCUGGUUUCUCUCCCAGAAUUCCGCAGGCAAUUGCGCAUGCGUUUUGAUACCAAUGCAAAUGGCGGCACUUGUUAUUGUUCCAUGGCAUUCGUGAUAGAGGGACAUUUCUAGGACAGAUUUGACACCUUUGCAGGUGGGUGUUCAAUGGAUGUUGGAGAUGGGUCCGCAGGAGGACUACAUCGAGACAGUGCUGACCUGUGAAGGGGACUUUGAUGACCCACAGCUUCACAGUCGCCUGGAGAAGUUCCGGCGGAGCUUAAAAGAUCUCCUGCUGACGGAUAUGCACAAGCUUAUCCUUAAGAAGGUUGAACCAUGGAAUAGUGUACGAGUGACUUUCAACAUACCAAAAGAGGCAGCUUUAAGACUCAAGCAGCUAGCACAGCAAGGCAAUGCAGCACUGCGUGAGCUUGGUGUCUUGGCUGUUCAGAUUCAGGGUGAUCAAGUUGUUUCUCUUACUAUCGCGGGACGUAAUAAUGAGAGAACAGAGCUUAUUCUACGCACAGCCGAGGUGAGGUCCGGGCAGCCUGCUGUGUCCGUGUUUGAUACUGGGUUACAAAGUUCUGAUGAGUUGAACUCACCUGGACCAAGCAAUGUUGAAGUGACUAGAAAGAAUAUUGCUGAUUACCUGAGGCAAGGGACCUCUUUGUUUGAUACUAUCAUAAACCAGUCGCAGCCUGGACCAGGUAAUGGUGUGUUUAAAUCUCCAAAUGUGGUUGCAACAUCAAGUGAGCCGAUCCCGUUCCGGGCGAACAAUGUUAUUAGCACAUCGCCUGGUACCACGGCAACAGUCACCAGCCAAACAUCAAUGUAUAACUUUCCACCAGGGAGGAGCCCUACAGGAUAUCCAGCAUCACCAAGUGCAAAUUAUCCAACAUCUCCUAGCGCAAGCAGGAGCCCAGUUCACCAGCCUGGCCUCAAGUAUCCUUCUCCCCCGGGCCUUCCACCUGGAAUACCAACUGCCCCACCUAGUAUGGGCAGCAUGAAUCAUGUUAGACUCCCACCUCCACCACCAUACCCAGGUGUAAGCACUGUGAAUAACAUACCCAGACCAGGCAAAGCUGUGAGUGUUUCCAGCCCUUUGCUGGUGAAUUUGUUGCAGACUGAACCCUUGGUGGCUGGAUUCAACAACCUGCCUGGCAGCAAGAUGCUGCCACCACAGGAAGGAGGUCCUCCAGCCAAGAAGAGGAGACGUCCAAGAAAGCCUAAGGAAGCAACCAAGCCUUCAGCUGUACCUUCUGAUGGAGAAGUACCUAUACAGAGUGUUCUGAAUCCAGCUCUGGAUGCAGCAACAAUGCUCUCCAAUGACCGUGUUGAGAGCUCAAUGGACUCUACCAAUGCAGGUCAUCCUGCUGACCCUAAUGUCUCAUUGAAUCCCAAUCAGAGGCUUACUCCAACCUCUAUAGCUCCUGUGUUGGGGAGCUCCUCUCAGUUAAACAUCUCACCUCUUAAUGUUGAAAGUAGACUAAAUCCUAAUGAAAGUGUGGGGUCUGGUACCCAACCACCAUUCGAGGGUUUGCCUCUCGGUGUGGACUCUUUAUCUGAGCCAUCUAUACCAAAUUUAAUAGAGGAGAAAGGUUUUGUUCAUGAACAGCCAGAUCCUUUUCCACCCGAAAUUACUGCAGGAAAAAUCAUUAACCCAUACACUGGACAGUUAGAACCCAUGGACAGGAGCCCUGUUAAAAGUGCAAAAUUAGGUGGUGGUGGUGUUACACAAGUGAAAAACAAAGCUCAACGCAUGAAAUCUGCUUCAAAACCCAAUCGAGAGAAUGUGCAUGAUGUAUUUCUGAACAGGGGUAAGAAGCAUGUAAACAAGAAAAGUGCUACAGUUACAAGUGAGGAUGUGCAGGCCCUGGCUAUCAUGACUGGUCAGGUGCCUGUUGCAGGAAGUAGUGAUGUGUUUGGUGUUUCUAAAAGGACAGUUGAAAGGGAGCAUUGCCAACCAUCUGAGAGGUCACCGGAAAGUGCAGAGGUUGCUGCAGCAAGUGCAGAAGCAGCAGCAGCAGCAACAACAGCAGCAGCACAAAGUGCUAAUGUACCACAACAGAUCUAUGCAGAAGCCCAGCAGUCUAGUCAGUGUGCAUCCACAGCUGUCAGUGUGUCCGCAUCUUUGUCCAGUACAGCAAUGCCAAGCCCAACUGAGUCUCAAGCUAAUGUUACAAUUGGUAUGGGAAUAUUGAACUCCGCGGGGCCUUCCGUAGCCAGUCUGGCAUCUGGUAAGGCCUCCUCGCCACCAUACCCUAGUGGACCCCUUGGGCAGCCUUUGUUGGAGACUUCAGCAAAGCAACAGGCCCAACCAGCACAAAGUGUGUCUCAUUCGGCAGAGCUGCAUAAUAGUGACAGCAAGUCCCCAUUAGCUGUGGACAGUGUGUUGCAGUGUACUCCUGCAGCUAGUGAGGCUGUUCUCAGUGUGGCCCAAAGUGCAAAGGCUAGUGCUAAAGUUGACUCAUUGCUCAAUUCCCCUUCCACCAGAACCACAGAUUCCAAUUGUUUGUCUGCAAGUCCAGAAAACAAGAUGCCGUCUGAAGGAGAUGACAAUUCAAACCACAGUGGCAUAAUAGGUGAUAUUACAGCUGAUAACCCUACCUCGGCUGGCUCUUUCCUGGACUCUGGGUCUGGCAAAGUGUAUAACCAUGACUCAGGGGUGGGGAGCUCAUCUGAGCGAUCUGAUGACACUCCCUCUGAGCCUGGGGACAGUGAGUUUCGAUCGACUCACCCAGCCGACUCUGAUGAAUUGUCCAAAUCACAGAAACUAUUAGACUGUAAACCUGAGUCAAAGCAGAUGACUGUUGGGUAUGUGAUGGACAAUGACCACAUGCCACAGCAGCAUAAGGACAAAAGUGACUUGGCACAUAUGCCAUUUACAACCGAAAAAGUGGCUUCUUUAGGGCAAAUCAAGAAUCAUACGAACCUAAUGUAUGGUCAAACUCCUAGCGAUCUCCACCCAAACAAUCAAGUUACAGUGCUGCAGUGGUCAACCAAAGACUCCAAACCACUUGCUGGUCAUAAACAUAUACCUGAUUAUGAACUGUUAAUGAAUUCUCGGAUUGGUAAGUUAAAAAAUGGUCCCUUGUUGCCUGAUGGUUCAGUUCACAAAAACUUGGAUAGGCAUUCUUCAUCACCUACCAAGUCAAAGACUGUUGCAGACAUUGGGAAUCCUCAUAACUCAAAUGAACUCUCCUACUCAAAAGGGCUGUCAUCAGCUGAUGGUGAAUUGCAAACCUCCAGUCCUCCAACAUCCCAGCCAGAUGUAGACCAAGGCAGUGACCACCCACCUUUCAGUGCUGACACUCUUAAGACUCAAACACCUCCAAAUUCCCUCUCCACAGGAGACAUCACAGAUAGAACGUCCAAUUUUCAGUGCAAUACUAAUAGCCCUGAGUGGUUGAACCAUCCUGGGCUAACCUCCCAGCCUGUAAGCAGUGUAUGUGAUACAGAUACAAGUGAUCUGCAUGAGCUAAGUCAAAGUUUUGCUCAGAGCGGGAGGCUAGAGCCCCACUCCCCUGGCGGGCUAGGGCAGUGUUUAACAAACAGUGAUGGAAAGUGUCAGGCUUCAUCUCCAAAAAGUGCAGCAGAGAAAUUUUUCCCUGGUAUUGCUGACAUUGAUGGGAUGCAGACAAGUGCUCGAGGCAUGCAGUUAAAGGGUGGUCAUCCUCCAGAUGGACUGAAAGGAUCCAAUAUCACCAGCAAGUACUCCAAACGAUCCUCUCCUGUGAAUGUGAACAUGCUUAACCACAUAUAUGCACCAGGUUUGCCGCUUCCAAGACGAUUGACUGAAUCUAUUCAGAGAUUAGUUAAACCUCUGGGAGAUCUACCUCAAAUGCGAGCGUGCAAGUCUCCUGGUGCAAGUGGAUCAAAGCAAGGACCAAAUGGGGAAAAGUCACCACGGGCUGCUCAUGGUACACGAUCGCCUGGAGCGAGUGUUCCAAGAAGCAGUCCAAAUGGUGGUAUUCCCACAAGUCAGGCAGCAUUAGCAUCAAGUAUGCCAUCCAACUUGCCCAACCUACAGCAGAACACUUUGAGUGGAGGUGCUGUCUCAGUGAACUCUACUACUGGCAUGCCAGUAUCAGCAUCUGUGUCACAAACUUUUAUGUCCGUUGAUGGGCAAUCAGGAUCUCAUAUGGCUGGCUCUGUUAACCAACAAUCAUCAGUAGCAGACAGGAACUUCUACUCCAGCCCCCAACAGCAUUCCACACCUCACGGCACAUAUUCAUCCCCGUCAGAAAACCAGCUGUUUGAUAGUAACGCAGUAGCAGCUUCUCAAGCAAAUGUUGUUGAUGGCAUCCCUCCUAGUCAGCAUCCAGACCUGACAGACUCUGCAGUGAUGUCGGAUAAUCAACAGACCAACAUGGCUGAUCAGUUAGUGCCUUUGUCUAUGUCCCACAAGUGCAAUACUCAUAGUGGACCCUUGUCACAAGCUAAUCCCUCAUAUGCAAAACCUGUUUCUGCUUCUGCAGAUGAUGUGUCUGACUUGACUGAUGUGAACAAAACACACUCCCAAUCUGAUCUCAAUGACAGUGCUGCUAGCCAUAAUAGUACAACUACAGAACCAAUCAGGACAAGUAAUGGGGGCAGCUGUCCUGUUCCUCUUCCUGUGAACUGUGUCCAGUCUGAAGCAGCAUCUACUGCAGGAGAAUCUCAGCAUCAGGGUGAAAGUGUGUCCCUGACUGAUGGGCAGCAUCUCUCUCAGCAUUCCACGGUGCAAAGUGCGGGUAGUAGUGAUGCUGUAGGUGUAGCUAGCAGUGCUCAAAGGCAGCUUCAUGCGCCCAUCAUCAACACACAGCCAAAUCCAAGUGAUAGUUCAGAUGUGCCAAAAUUGUCAUCUGUUGAUGGGGCAGAUGUUGAAUCUGUUGAUCAAAGUCCACAAGAUGCUGAGAUGAAUGAAGGGAUACACAUCAGCAAAGAUGUCAAAGAGGAGGUUGACACAGCCUUAAGUCAGGACGCUACCAUUGCAGAGUGCUCUCCCAAGGAUACCAAACAUGAAACUCAAGAUCUAUGCAGUUCAGAGGCAGCUAACAUCUCUGACACUCCUCCAUUAAUUGAACCAAUUGUUUCUCUACAGACUGAAAACUCAGACAUACCCAUUACAGAAUACAAGGAUGAAAACAAUGAAUUGUCCAUUGACUCACCAUUGGAUAUUCCUUCCAGUGAACCUGUAGAAGGACCACAGGAUGGAAAUGACCAAGAGGCCAAACCCGUCAAGAAGAUGGCAGAAUUACUUAUAAAACCAACAACAAACUUAAAUCCAUCAGUUGAAUCAAUGAGGACUGAUACAACAGCAAAAGAAGAAGAUAUGUAUGCAGAAGACAAAAUGAGUAAGACUAGUGAUGAUGUGGAGGAUGUGGAGGCUGAAUCCAAGGGUCAAUUCAGCACUGUCCAGCCUCCAGUCUUGCAACCAGAGCCAGAGUCCAUGCCCACAAGGAGAAUCACAAGAAAAAGGAAGUCAACUCACAGUGAAAGUGAUGGCAAAGAAAAUGACACAGAUGCUGCUCCAAGACCAGAUGCUCCUGAGAUGACUGCAAAAUCAAUAAUUGCCUUUCAAAACUCAGAAGCUGCAUCAUCAGCAAAAACAGACUCUGCUGUGUCUGGCCCCAGGACAAGGGAAACUAGGAGACAUCCUCAUGGUGAAGAGAAGAUGAAGAACACAGAGGAAGUCAAUGAUAGGCCUGCAUCAGACAAACAGCAGGAGAAAUUGGGCCAUCUGGACAAACAGCAGCUGUCCCCAAAGGAAGGAACUCAGGAGAGGAAACUUGAUGGGACAGGUGCAUCAAAGGAAGAUGACUUAUCUACAAAAAGGGGCAACACCAAUAGACGGAACAAAAGCUUGCCUGUUGCCGGCACGGAGAAGCCACAACCCUACUCUUUUUUUGACAUUUCAAUCAUCCGUGGACGAACCCGGAGCCAGUCAGCACCAAUGACUGAAAACAAAGACCAGAAGGUUGAGAAGGAGAAAGAGGAAUCUCCUGACUCUCAGAAAAGGUCAACGAGAUCCUCACGACAAAAAGAUCACCCUGAACAACCAGUUGCCAAGCGACGCCGAUCACGUGAUCACAGAUAGAAGUCUCACUGUAGACCUAGACGAACUACUGAAUACUUCAUUUACAUAGUCCAUUGUAAAUAGGCCAGUCACAGAUGACCGUGUAGAACACUUCAUACGACUUGUUUCGUUCAGAGAGUGCUCAUAAUAAGUAUGCCAGUUUCCCAGAAAUUCCAUAAACCGAUGUGGUAAUUAUCAGCAUGUUGUACAUAGCCAGAAUGUAAAUAUCUAUUGCCGACUAUUUAAGUUUGCUGUAACUCUGUACAGACUUAAAUCCUGACUGUUUCAAGUGAUAUUGACCCCAGACCCUUUUUGAGAAUUUAGAGUAUAUAUUAUGACUAAUUAUUGGUUUCACUCGGUUAUCGCUAUUGAUAAUUCAUAGGGGAUUUAUCUAGUACAUGUAGAUUAUGUACAAUUUUCCAAAACUAUUUGUUAUUUAAAGAUAUUUUUUUUAACAAUCAAAACCCAUUAUUGAUGAUGUUUUGCUUUUGACCACACUUCAUGCCAAAUGUUUACAUGCAUAGUGUAUGGGUUUGACACCCUGUUCGUGUUUUUGUGUGAGCGUGACAAAAAUGUGAUAGUUUUUGACAAACUGCCAUGUGAAUGCAUAAUUUGACAUUUGUAAUACUUUUGAGAGAUACACACCUCUCAAACAGAUUACCAUUACUGUGUGAAGACUGUUUUCUAGCAUCUUUCUCGUGUGUGUAUAUAACGCCUUUCCAUAGUGAUGUAACAUACAUACUCUCACGCGGCUUUUGCAGUUACUAAAUCUUGUUAAUAUCAUGAAAUAAACAUGUGUGGUACUAGAGUGAUUUCUUCGAGAGACUUUAUUGGAGGCUUACAUUUACAACUGUUUUGCUAGUCUUUGUUGUACAGUUUUCAUUAUUAAUAUUUUUUUUCAAAGAUUACAAAUCAUAGAGAUACAUUGACUGACUGUAUAUAUCAUUCUACAUAAUACAUACAUAAAUGAGGAUCCUUUAGAAUCACUUAUGUUGUCUUGUUGUUUCUGUUUUAGUGUGAUUUUGAACUGCAGUGGCCACCUAGUGUUGAGCUACCAGACCUACUCAUUGGCAGAUCUAGUUUGCCUGCUCAUUUGCUGACUUUCUGUUCUUUGUUAGGCUGGCUGUCAGCUUGGGCUUAGACGCUUUCCUCUGCAGUCUCUCGUCACUGAAAGGCUGUAUAUUUUUUAUUUUUAUAUACAGUAUUUGUGAAUAAAGUAUAGAUCUUAUUUCAUAACAAAG
Messenger RNA from Haliotis rubra (blacklip abalone), 7314 nucleotides. Its product is annotated as nuclear receptor coactivator 6-like. Gene Ontology annotation, cellular component: nucleus; transcription regulator complex; histone methyltransferase complex. Bases 188 to 6094 code for a protein of 1968 amino acids. The record is from RefSeq and is a predicted model, not a curated record. Gene Ontology annotation, biological process: positive regulation of transcription by RNA polymerase II. The transcript has 6 exons. Lineage: Eukaryota; Metazoa; Mollusca; Gastropoda; Lepetellida; Haliotidae.